ACUUCAGCAGCCACGCCUAAAUUUCUCCCCUAUAAAGGGUAUCCCCCUUUUCUCCGCCUGAGCACAUACAGUAACAUUUCCUGUAUACAUUGUACAGUUAGUGCAAUAUCUUUUCAUAUUCUGAUCAGUCGACGAUAAAUAAGUGCAUUUGUUGAUUAUGGUUGUGCUUACUGUUUGCUACAUACCUUUAUUGAAAAAAUAAUGUUAAUCGUAGUGGAUUUAAAACUUAAAUAACCUACUUGUACCUUUUCUUCGUAUAUGGUAUACAUUUUCGGCAUGAUUACGGUGUUACAUUCUGUCGCGAUACAACGCUUGCUGGAUUGAAAUUUAGCUACACUUCGGGUUUGUCGCGAAUACAUUUAAAGACGCCACGCAAUCAGAUUAAUUUAUUUUGUACCGUUAAAUUGGAUCGUUGUGUGUGUAAAAAUGUCUAGUGAAAGCGUAAAAACGUUUGCUAGUCUUGAAACUCCUGGAUAUGUAGGAUUUGCCAAUUUACCUAAUCAAGUUCAUAGAAAAUCUGUCAAAAAAGGUUUUGAGUUUACGCUUAUGGUGGUUGGAGAAUCUGGUCUAGGAAAAUCUACAUUAGUAAAUAGCCUGUUUCUUACCGAUUUAUAUCCAGAACGUGUAAUCCCUGAUGCUAUAGAAAAAACCAAUCAAACUGUUAAGCUAGAUGCUUCAACUGUGGAAAUUGAAGAAAGAGGUGUGAAGCUUAGAUUAACCGUUGUCGAUACUCCUGGUUAUGGAGAUGCAAUUGAUAAUACAGACAGUUUUAGAGCUAUUAUACAAUAUAUAGAUGAUCAAUUUGAAAGAUUUUUGCGUGAUGAAAGUGGUUUAAAUAGGAGAAACAUAGUAGACAAUAGAAUACACUGUUGUUUUUAUUUUAUCUCACCAUUUGGUCAUGGAUUAAAACCUUUAGAUAUAGAAUUUAUGAAACAGCUUCAUAAUAAAGUAAAUAUCGUACCAGUGAUUGCAAAGGCUGAUGUACUUACCAAAAAAGAAGUAUUGCGCUUGAAGAAACGUGUUAUGGAAGAAAUUGAGGGUAGUGGAAUAAAGAUUUAUCCUUUACCAGAUUGUGAUAGUGAUGAGGAUGAAGAUUAUAAGGAGCAGGUUAGACAAUUAAAAGAAGCAGUUCCAUUUGCAGUAUGUGGAGCAAAUACUUUACUAGAAGUAAAAGGACGGAAAGUACGUGGACGAUUGUAUCCAUGGGGUGUAGUUGAAGUUGAAAACCCAGAUCAUUGUGAUUUUAUAAAGCUAAGAACAAUGCUAAUCACACAUAUGCAGGAUUUACAAGAGGUAACUCAAGAGGUACAUUAUGAAAACUAUCGCAGUGAAAGAUUAGCAAAAGGAGCUCCUGUUCCACCUCGCAGACAAACUAUUGUAGAAUCUGAAAAAAGUAACUCUGUAUCAGAAAAAGAUCGCAUUUUGCAAGAAAAAGAGGCAGAAUUACGACGUAUGCAGGAACUUUUGGCGGUAAUGCAGGCACAAAUGCAACAGCAGCAACCUUAACUACAUAUGCCUUAUGCACAAAUGUGUGAGGAAACAAUUUCUUCGCCAUUACAGGUGCCAAAAAAAAGAGUAUCAAAUAAUUUAUAAUAUUCAAGAUCAUAUUACUGAAGGAAUAAUUUUUUUAAAUUUAUUUUUUACAAACAUUUAUGAAGAAUAAGUUUUUCUACUCAGUAUUUUUUUUCCUUUUGAUACUAAGUCAUGAAUUUUAUCAUCUUGCAUUAUCUAAACAAAAUCAAAAAAUAAUAAAAUAUAUGAGUUUAUGGCUAUAUAACGACAUAAUAUGACUAUAGUUUAAAAAAUGAUUUAUAAUGAUACAACAUAGACAUAUGUGAUAAGUGCCUUGGAUAUUGUUUUUAAUAGAAAAAUUUACAGCUUUCAUUAUUCAAGUACAACUAUAAAAAAUAAUGCUCCACUUUAUAAAGUCAAAUUGUUAGAAAGGAAUGAUAUUUCUUAAAAUAACAAAGGCAGUACAAUUAAGAUUUGAUAAAGCAAAGGUAGUGAAAAGUAUAAUGUAACAGAACUUGCACAAUUCCUUCAACAUUGAAGAAUCUCAUUUAAAAAUAAAUAGGAAAUUUAAUAGGGCAUGGUAUGAAGUUAUUGAUAAAAAUUAUUUGUAUGAUACAUAUGUAACUCACUGAAAUGAAUUACAUUUUGCAGAUACAUUGAUCGAUAUUAAAAUCUGUAUGUGUAUAUCGUUUACACAGUAAAAUUAAUAAAAUACUAACGUAAAAUUGUUAGUAAAUUAUUCAGUAUAAUUAACAACUGCAAAAAU
Molecule: messenger RNA, 2278 nt
Organism: Megachile rotundata (alfalfa leafcutting bee)
Lineage: Eukaryota; Metazoa; Arthropoda; Insecta; Hymenoptera; Megachilidae
Gene: Septin1
Product: Septin 1
Biological process (GO): cell division
Molecular function (GO): GTP binding
Source: RefSeq, a predicted model, not a curated record